Messenger RNA from Ricinus communis (castor bean), 1627 nucleotides. Its product is annotated as homeobox-leucine zipper protein HAT5. Gene Ontology annotation, biological process: positive regulation of DNA-templated transcription. The record is from RefSeq and is a predicted model, not a curated record. Lineage: Eukaryota; Viridiplantae; Streptophyta; Magnoliopsida; Malpighiales; Euphorbiaceae. Gene Ontology annotation, cellular component: nucleus. The transcript is spliced from 3 exons. Gene Ontology annotation, molecular function: DNA-binding transcription factor activity, RNA polymerase II-specific; sequence-specific DNA binding. Bases 443 to 1402 code for a protein of 319 amino acids.
UGUACUUGUUAUAAUCCAAUCAAUCUUCUCUUGUUUCAGAAAGAAGAAUCUCCCUCCUUCCCUCUCCUAACCUCAUAUUUCACCCCUUCCUCUUUCUCAAUCAAAUUCUCUCUCUUUCUUCUCCUUCAAAAACAAAUCAAAACCCACUUCUUCUUUUUUUCUGUUUCUCAUUCAUUCAUUAAUCGUGUUGCUGAUCAAAUUCUGCUUCUUCUGAGUGAUGGGUGUGAGCUGCUGUAGGUGCUCUCAUACUUCCCAUAUCACAGAAAUCAUCAUCACCAGUUUCUUUCGCCACAAAUCUUAGAAGAGAUAUCUUUCUUUUUCUUUUCUUUUUUUCUUUCUAGCCAUUCACUCUGGAAUCUGGGUCUUUCUUGAUUGCUUGCCCAGGGCUGUGCUGGCCUGCAGCAUAACAAAACCUGUAUAUUUGUUCUAAGAAAAGAUAAGGAUGGCUAAUGCUAGUGCUGGUUCCGGUGCUGGUGGUUCUGGUUCAAAUUUUUCUGUUUUGCUUCAAAGUCAAAGAGGUGCUUGUGCUGCUUCUCAGCCUCUUGAUGCUUUUUUCCUUUCUGGGUCUUCUCCUUCUUUCCUAGGCUCAAGAUCUAUGGUGAGUUUUGAGGAUGUUCAUCAAGUAAAUGGAUCGACUCGGCCUUUUUUCAGCUCUUUUGAUCAUGAAGAGAAUGCUGACGAUGAUUUGGAUGAGUAUUUUCAUCAACCUGAAAAGAAGAGGAGACUUACUGUUGAUCAAGUUCAGUUUCUUGAGAAAAGCUUUGAGGUUGAGAACAAGCUUGAACCUGAAAGGAAACUCCAGCUUGCAAAGGACCUUGGCCUGCAACCUCGGCAGGUUGCGAUAUGGUUUCAGAAUCGCCGAGCAAGGUGGAAGACAAAACAGAUGGAGAAGGAUUAUGAUGUAUUGCAAACUAGCUAUAACAGUCUUAAGGCCGACUAUGAUGCCCUCCUCCAGGAAAAAGAUAGACUAAAAGCUGAGGUUAAUCUCCUCACGGAUAAGCUGCUUCUAAAAGAGAAGGAGAAAGUUAACUCAGAAGUGUCUGAUAAAGACGCAUUAUCUCAAGAACUAUCCAAGAAGCCAAUUGGUGAUUCGGCUUCUGAGGUUGAAGUAUCCAAAGCAUCAACUGUGGCCUUUAAACAGGAAGAUAUUAGCUCGGCCAAAAGUGAUAUAUUUGAUUCAGACAGCCCACAUUACACUGAUGGGGUUCAUUCUUCACUCUUAGAGGCUGGUGAUUCAUCAUAUGUUUUUGAACCAGACCAAUCGGAUGUGUCACAAGAUGAAGAAGAUAAUUUGAGCAAGAGCCUACUGCCUCCAUAUGUCUUUCCAAAGCUCGAAGAGGCUGAUUACUCUGACCCGCCUGCAAGUUUUGAAGAUCAUGCCUUCUGGUGCUGGUCCUACUAAGUUAGUGUUGGUAUAUAUAUCUUUAUUGUGUCUUGUCUUCUUUGUUUAAAAGCUUUAUUGUGGGGUAAAUUGCAAAUAAGCAAUAAAUCCAAUGAACUGCAAACGAGUCUAAAAUGUGAUGUUAUAAUGGCUUUUCCGCCUCUGUAAUCUUGAGUUUUUAGGAAGUUUUUAGAAUUAAAUGGAACUUCUCUGUACGGUUGUAAUUAAAUAAUUUCUUUCCGUGAA